Molecule: messenger RNA, 2312 nt
Organism: Desarmillaria tabescens
Lineage: Eukaryota; Fungi; Basidiomycota; Agaricomycetes; Agaricales; Physalacriaceae
Product: P-loop containing nucleoside triphosphate hydrolase protein
Exons: 10
Coding region: 21-1931 (636 amino acids)
Molecular function (GO): ATP binding; ATP hydrolysis activity
Source: RefSeq, a predicted model, not a curated record
AUAACUGACAGCCGACUACCAUGGCACCCUCAGCUUCCAAACAAAAGCGCCUCGCUGAAAAAGCAGCCAAAAAGGCCGCUGGUGGUACCGGUGCCUCCACAUCAACGUCUACGCCGUCGGGGUCAGUCAAUGGCGGAAGCAGUGUCAAUACCCCAAUUACCAGCAUGAGCGCUGCCACGAGCCAGGAGGAUCUCACUUCGAUGGCGAAGCUUAAUAUUGCUACGGAAAGGAGCGCAGCGGGGGUACUCGUAUCCGAUGUGAAAGCCCGAGACAUCAAGAUAGAUUCGUAUACUCUUUCUUUCCAUGGACGUCUUCUUGUCGAGAAUGCAGAGAUAGCACUCAACUAUGGCCAACGAUACGGUCUGUUGGGUGAAAAUGGCUCCGGCAAGUCGACGUUCCUCCAAUCCAUUGCCGAGCGUGACAUAGAAAUACCGCAACACAUCGAUAUUUACCUUGUACGUGGUGAGGCCGAACCGUCAGAGGUCAACGCCGUCGAUUUCAUCGUUGCUUCCGCCAAACAAAAGGUCGCCAAGCUCGAGGCAUAUAUAGAAGAGCUUUCUGUUGCAGAUGAUGUCGAUGAAGUCGCACUCGAUGCUGCGUACGAGGAGCUUGAGGAGCUUGACCCCAAUACCUUCGAGACCAAAGCGGGAAGUAUUCUCCACGGUCUUGGAUUCUCUCAAGCUAUGAUGAAGAAACCUACAAAAGACAUGAGUGGUGGUUGGCGGAUGCGUGUGGCUCUCGCUCGAGCGCUCUUCGUCAAGCCGCAUCUACUUCUGCUUGAUGAACCCACUAACCACCUCGAUCUCGGUGCUGUGGUGUGGCUCGAAGCCUACCUUUCGACGUAUAACCACAUCCUCGUGAUCACAUCACACUCCCAGGAUUUUAUGGACUCCGUCUGCACGAACAUCAUGGAUUUGACGCCGAAGAAGAAACUGGUCUACUACACGGGUAACUAUACUGUGUAUGUACGAACAAAGAAGGAAAACGAAGUCAACCAAAUGAAGGCAUACAAUAAGCAGCAGGAAGAAAUUCUGCAUAUUAAAAAAUUCAUCGCCUCUGCUGGUACCUAUGCUAACCUUGUGCGCCAAGCAAAAUCCAAGCAAAAGAUCCUCGACAAGAUGGAAGCCGCUGGAUUGGUCGAGAAAAUUGAGAUGCCCAAGCCUUUGCGUUUCAACUUUGAGGAUAUCCGGAAACUCCCGCCGCCUAUCAUCGCAUUCGAUGAUGUCGCUUUCUCGUACUCGGGUAAGAAGGAGGAUUAUCUCUAUGAAGGUCUAUCGUUCGGUAUAGACAUGGAUUCUCGAGUAGCCAUCCUCGGUGCGAACGGCGCUGGUAAAUCAACGCUGUUGCAUUUGAUCACCGGAGUGCUUCAGCCGUCGCAGGGAACUAUCUCCAAACAUGCCGCUUUGAAACUAGCAAAGUAUUCGCAACACAGCGCGGAUCAGUUACCCUAUGACAAAUGCCCAAUUGAAUACUUCCAAGAGUUAUUUAGCCAGAAGUUCCCAGAGAAGGAUAUCCAAGCAUGGCGAGCACAGCUAGGUCGUUUCGGUUUGUCAGGAAGCCAUCAGACAUCGCCAAUCCGGCAACUUUCAGACGGUCUGAGAAAUCGGGUGGUAUUCGCCCAACUAGCCAUGGAGCACCCACACAUCCUGCUGCUGGAUGAACCUACCAAUCAUUUGGAUAUGGAAUCCAUCGAUGCUUUGGCCAAGGCCAUUAAAGAAUUUGAAGGAGGAGUGGUUAUCGUAUCCCACGAUUUCCGUUUGAUCUCUCAAGUAGCCGAAGAACUAUGGGAGGUGGCAAAUAAGACCAUCAAGAAUUUGACGAAGGAGGACAUCAGCAUCGUUGAUUACAAGAAGAACUUGGUUCGACAAAGUAAUGCCGCUAUCGAGAAGGCGAAAUUGUUCAGCAAAACUGCACCCAAAGGCAAAACUUAAAUGGGCGUCUGUUGUAUUGUUACGAUUGUUGACGAUUGCAUGUGCAUGUGGUAUACUUUUACAUACAAUACAUACUAUAUAGACUUCAUAGAGCAGUGGCCAAAGUGAAUGAUAGGGUGAUGAAUAUAUAGCUUCAAAAAUUUCCCAUAGUGACGACAUUUACUAAAGUUUCAAGACGCAGGUAAAGAAUAACAGUGCUAAGGAUACGUGGAGGUUGAUACAAGAUUUGUUUGAUUUGACUUCAUUACUUGACUACUUAGGCGAGCCCCAAAAUCCCACUAGACCUAUACACCACUAAACCCUUUGCCCCUGUUAUCAACCGCCACUGUUCCUCUCGCCGAGUUCGUAGUACUGAACGUUGAACCCUGCACGCCCUCCGUG